UUUUGGUACGGAACCCUAAUUACAGCUAUGUUGUACAAAUUCAUAAAGAAAUCCGUUGACUUUAAGACUAGAAGGCCAAUUCGAUCAUAUAUUUUGAUGUCCAAAUCUCUCGUUCUAGAUCGAUCUGAGUAUUUUAUUUAGUAGAUUUGCAUGUAAUAUUUUGAUAAGUAAGUAAUAUUAAGAAACAAGGAAUAAAGUCCUUUUUUAUCAUUGGGAGAAUUAUGCGCUUCAUCACAAAAGUUUUAUUUGUAUGAACGAUAGUAUUACUGCAACAAAUCGUCAUUGAGACAAGCUGGUUAUGUAAUAUUGACAGGUCUGAUGCGCCUUCGAAUUUGUGAAUAUUUAUUUGAUUGUAAACAGUUUUUUAAUUCAACAAUUUACCAUAAGCCACUUAUGAAUAAUUAUUGUAUUUUAUUUAUAUUCGAGUAUUCAGGGAUUUUUUGAGACCUUAGUUUGAGGUCGGACUGAUGUUAUAAAACCGGAUGGAUAGGCGUGAAUCAACUUUGUUUGAGUAGAACCACUAUACUAGUAAUUCGUGCCGCAUCAGAUGGAAAAAAUAAAUUUGUCAGUUAUUUACUUGUUAUACGUUGGAUUUGUAAAUAGUGGAACUGGGACGUCUAAAGUACCUGGAAAUAAAUUGUUAAACUUUGCUAUACCAGACGCGAGGUCGUUGAAGAAAUCGCUGAGAUUUGAUGAAGACAUUUAUCUCAAUUUCACAGAACUAGCCUACAAAUACAAAUACCCAACAGAAGAACACCACGUCGUCACCGAAGAUGGGUAUAUUCUAACCGUAUUCAGAAUUUUGCCAAAAUGUCGUAACGUUACCGGAUAUCCCAUAAUAUUGCUUCACGGCAUCUUUGACAGCUCAGACGUGUUCAUUUUAGCCGGACCGCAGAAUGGGUUAGGUUAUGUUUUGACCAAGAAUUGUUACGACGUGUGGGCCGCUAACCAUAGAGGCAACGUGUACUCGAGGAAGCAUCUACUUUUUGAUCCAAACAAAGACCCCGAAUACUGGAACUACUCGUUUGACGAACAUGGUUUCUACGAUCUCCCUGCCGUAAUAGACUACGUAAUGAAAAGUACUGGUCUGCCGAAAGUGAACUUCAUCGGGCAUUCCCAAGGCACUACGGAUUUCAUCACGAUGGCCUCUUUAAAACCAGAUUAUAAUGCUAAGAUACAGCUCUCAGUGCAUCUAUCUCCUGUUGUUUUCUUAACAACGUUCAGUAUACCAAUAUUAAAGUUGCUAGCACCUUCUGUGCAUAGUUUUAAAGAUGCUUUUGACAAGGCGGGCUUUAGUGAGGUCCUAGCUAAGCACCAGUUAGCUCACGCCUUCAUGGAAUAUUCCUGCCGUUUUGCUCCUGAUGCUAUUUGUGGGACUGGCCUCUAUGUCACUACAGGAUAUAAAAGUGGUACUAUAUCGUCAAGAAUAUUGUCCGUUGCAGCAGGACAUCUUUUCUCAGGAGUAUCGACUAAAAGUCUGGCGCAUUUAGGACAGCUGAUAGCCUCACAAAAGUUCCAGCGAUACGAUGAAGGAACAGCAGGCAACAUCGAAAGAUAUGGCACACCUCGGCCACCUGAGUAUAAUUUGUCCAAAGUGACGUCACCAGUGCUUUUGAUGACAGGACAAAAUGAUUUUCUUUCACCAUUGGACGACGUUAAUAAACUGGCUUCAAAACUACCAAACUUAAUAGAAAAUGUUAUUAUUCCCAAUCCAACGUGGAGUCAUAAUAACCAUUUGUGGGGAAAAGAUGUUUGGAAAUUUGAGUUUCCUAAGAUUUUAGAGAAUAUAAGGUCUUUUAAUUCUUAGUGUUUCAUGUGUCUACUGUAAACUAGUUCUUAUGAAUAAAUCCUAAAAGUGCGGGGCCAUGACGGGAGUUUAUGGUGAUAAAGGUAUCCAAAGAUUAUGAAUAAGUAAUUGAUAAAGCUU
Molecule: messenger RNA, 1927 nt
Organism: Cydia pomonella (codling moth)
Lineage: Eukaryota; Metazoa; Arthropoda; Insecta; Lepidoptera; Tortricidae
Product: lipase 3-like
Exons: 1
Coding region: 548-1807 (419 amino acids)
Molecular function (GO): hydrolase activity, acting on ester bonds
Source: RefSeq, a predicted model, not a curated record